Myzus persicae (green peach aphid) is the source of this 973-nucleotide messenger RNA. RefSeq names its product putative nuclease HARBI1. The record is from RefSeq and is a predicted model, not a curated record. The annotation marks the transcript as partial. Lineage: Eukaryota; Metazoa; Arthropoda; Insecta; Hemiptera; Aphididae. The transcript is spliced from 2 exons.
AAUACAAAAACCAAUAAAACAUAGGAUUGAUCCAUUUGAUCUUCCAGAAAUUCAAUUUGUGAUAUUAUUCAGAUUAACUAAAACAUUAGUAAGAAAUUUAGUAAAUGAUUUAAUGCCUUUUUUACCAAUACAAAAUAGAAAGUCAUCAUUGAGUCCUGAAGUUAGAGUUCUUGUAGCUUUGAGAUUUUAUGCUCAAGUUACUGAAGCAAUUGUUACAAAUCUGGCUCACCAAUGGAUUCAGUUUCCAUCUGAUGAUGAAAUUCCUUUAAUAAGAGCUCAAUUUUAUGAAAAAUAUCAUAUACAUGGUGUUGUAGGGUGCAUUGAUUGCACCCACAUUUAUAUUGCAUCAGUACCUGAUGAUCCUAUUCAUAGAGAAUAUAUGUAUGUCAACCGGAAAAAUGAACAUUCUAUUAACGUUCAAUUGAUUUGUGAUGCCUCAUGUCGAAUAAUAAAUGUAAAUUCUAAAUUCCCGGGAUCGACACAUGACUCAUUUAUUUGGAAAAAUAGUGAAAUAAGGAAUUAUUUAAAAGACAAAUAUGAAGAAGGAACUUUUAAGUCUUGGCUGUUAGGAGAUAAAGGUUAUCCAUUAGAGCCAUUUCUUAUGGUACCUUUCCAAGAAAAUGAAAUUCAACCACAUUCAAAAGAAGAGAAUUAUAAUAGAAUCCACAAAAAGACUAGGUCCAUUAUAGAAAGAGUUAAUGGGCAGCUGAAAGGACGUUUCCGUUGUUUAAUUAAGCAUCGCAUGUUACAUUAUCGUCCACAAUUUGUCUCAUUAAUAACAAUCGCAUGUUGUGUUCUUCAUAACAUGUGUAAACAAGCAAAUUUGGCUGAUUUAGAUUUACAUGAAGAACUUGAUAUUGAACAUGAAAUACCAAUUCCAAUGAAUGUAAAUGAGGAAAUUGGCAGAGGGCAUAUUUCUUUUCAUAGACUAGGACAGCAAAUUAGAAGUCAAAUUGUAAAUCAAUUGCGUUAA